Molecule: messenger RNA, 351 nt
Organism: Linum trigynum
Lineage: Eukaryota; Viridiplantae; Streptophyta; Magnoliopsida; Malpighiales; Linaceae
Source: the annotation of a GenBank genome assembly
AUGGCGACUAAAGCAUCUACAAUUUCCAACUCCAGUUCCACUGUGGCUACCACUCCUCUCACUACAGUUACAAACCCCUUUUACAUCAACCCUAAUGAAGCCUUGAGCUUCCCAAUCAAGCUCACAGGGACUGCAAAUUACAACUUAUGGAGCAGAACUGUUCGGGUUGCUCUAAAGAGCAAGAACAAGUUGGGUUUCAUUAUUGGGUCCAUACCUGUUCCAGAUCCAACGGAUGCAAGUUAUCAAGCCUGGGAACAAAGCAAUACUAUUGUCUACUUCCUGAUUCUAGGGUCCCUUGACCCAAGCCUGGUGAACAGUGUCUCUUCUCAAGACAACUCUAAGAUCCUCUAG